Molecule: messenger RNA, 730 nt
Organism: Dipodomys ordii (Ord's kangaroo rat)
Lineage: Eukaryota; Metazoa; Chordata; Mammalia; Rodentia; Heteromyidae
Gene: Dpep2nb
Exons: 1
Coding region: 16-384 (122 amino acids)
Source: RefSeq, a predicted model, not a curated record
UUCGGAGAAACCCAGAUGAGCUGGCAUGGGGAGACAUACUGCCUGGUGGGUGGUUACCGGCUCUACGGGGAUGCUCCCCUGGCCACCCCAGCAAAGACCAAAACAGAGAAGCCAGUACCCAGCCAGGCUCCCAAGAGACAUCCAACUCCAGAGUUGGAUGAAGAUCUAAGUUGCCCUAGCCCCAAAAUUUGUCCUUUGAACCAUGGGGGCAGAAGGCUGACCCCACAGAAGCUUGCUAAACGAGCUAGUCUGUUGAAAGGACAAGCAUUGAACAGUGACUGCCACUGCCUACCCCUAGAGAUAGAACCUGAGCCAUUCUGCCUGAGCCCUCCCCAGCCAGGAACCCCACUUCUAUUCCAACUGGCUACAGGCAAGAAAGUUUGAGAGAAGAGGCUGCUUUGAUUUCCCAGAGCUGAAGCUGGCCUGGACGAAGACUUUUCUUGGGUAGAAGAAAGAAUAAUCUUCCCUGUGCAAACCAAGAAGGAGCCAAGAAAUGGUGCAGAGUGGCCUAGCAGGGCCCCAGUGUACCAGAUGGAUUCCUGCCCCUGAGUCGCUGCCAGUGACCACCAACACAAACCAGAAGGGGGCUGAAGUGGGACGAAACAAGAAGUGGUUGCCCCAGGAGCCCCUUGCCUGUAUCCUCAAGAAGCAGAAGAGCUCCAGAGACACCAGCUGCCAGGAGAAAGUUCAUCAAGACCCCACUUCCACCCCCUUUGGUUCAUAGUUCUUU